Messenger RNA from Triplophysa rosa, 5215 nucleotides. It is a transcript of the gene dgkh, whose product is annotated as diacylglycerol kinase, eta. The record is from RefSeq and is a predicted model, not a curated record. NCBI's taxonomy places the organism in Eukaryota, Metazoa, Chordata, Actinopteri, Cypriniformes, Nemacheilidae. The transcript has 27 exons. The coding region runs from base 269 to 3520 and encodes 1083 amino acids. Gene Ontology annotation, molecular function: ATP-dependent diacylglycerol kinase activity; protein binding. Gene Ontology annotation, biological process: diacylglycerol metabolic process; intracellular signal transduction; lipid phosphorylation.
AAAUGCCUCCCGGUGAAGGGCGGAUGGGAGGGUCAGGGCUUGGUUGGAUAGUGAGAGAUACAGGAGAAGUGAGGCGGAUUGAGUGAUGGGUUGAUGGGUAGAGGUUAGCUCCAGCUUCUGCUUGACUUGCUCUAUUGUCCGGGAAGAUUUGUAAUGGGCACCCAGCUCAGGGAUAAACAAACAUCUGGGCAAAAACACAGAGCUUCUUUAAGAUUUGGUAAUUACACCGUUCCGAAGGCUCAUCCUGUGCGCCGAGAACAGGAAAGAAAUGGAGGAUUGGAUCAGCUCACUGAAAUCGGUUCAGUCCAGAGAGCAUUACGAGACGGCACAGUUUAAUGUGGAACAUUUCUCAGGGAUGCACAACUGGUAUGCCUGCUCCCAUGCUCGUCCUACCUUCUGUAACGUCUGUCGGGACAGCCUUUCAGGGGUCACAUCUCAUGGACUCUCCUGUGAAGUGUGUAAAUUCAAGGCCCACAAAAGGUGUGCAGUCCGGGCCACCAACAACUGCAAAUGGACCACAUUGGCAUCUAUUGGGAAAGACAUCAUUGAAGAUGAGGAUGGGAUUGCAAUGCCACACCAGUGGUUGGAAGGCAACCUGCCUGUCAGUGCCAAAUGUGCCGUUUGCGACAAAACGUGUGGCAGCGUGCUGCGCUUGCAAGACUGGCGCUGUCUGUGGUGUAAGGCAAUGGUGCACACAGCGUGCAUGGAUAUCUACCCGCGCAAAUGUCCCCUGGGCCAAUGCAAAGUGUCAAUCAUCCCCCCCACCGCUCUCAACAGCAUUGACUCUGAUGGUUUCUGGAAAGCCACCUGUCCCCCAUCCUGCGCUAGUCCACUUCUUGUGUUCGUCAACUCUAAAAGUGGAGACAACCAAGGGGUAAAAUUCCUACGUCGCUUCAAACAGCUGCUCAAUCCCGCUCAGGUCUUUGACCUAGUCAAUGGUGGACCUCAUUUAGGUCUUCGGUUGUUUCAGAAAUUUGAUAACUUCCGAAUCCUGGUAUGUGGUGGAGAUGGAAGUGUCGGUUGGGUCCUGUCCGAAAUCGAUAAACUAAAUCUUCACAAACAGUGCCAGCUUGGCGUGCUGCCGCUGGGCACUGGGAAUGACCUGGCACGGGUGCUCGGCUGGGGGCCAUCAUGUGAUGAUGACACUCAACUCCCUCAGAUUCUGGAGAAGCUAGAGCGAGCUAGCACAAAGAUGCUGGACAGGUGGAGUAUAAUGACAUAUGAAAUUAAAAUACCUCCCAAACAGAGCUGCCCAGCCACACCAGAGGAGGCAGAAGAUGGCCAGUUUCAGAUAUCUGCAUAUGAGGAUUCAGUAGCUGCUCAUCUCACAAAGAUCCUGAACUCAGAUCAGCACUCAGUGGUCAUUUCUUCAUCCAAGGUUCUGUGUGAGACGGUGAAAGAAUUUGUUGCCAAAGUGGGAAAGUGUUAUGAAAGAAGCAGUGAGGGCACAGAAGAGGCUGAUGCAUUGGCUCUUAAAUGUGCGAUUUUAAACGAGAAGCUGGACUCCCUCCUGCAGACGUUGAAUUUGGAGGCCCAGGCCAUGACCCCCUCAGCCUUCACCACUCCUCCUAUUGUAGAGGAGGAGGUAGAGGAGGAGGAGCUGGACGAAGAGGAAGAUCUGAGUGAAGAGUCUUUAACAGAGUUGAAGGAAAAUGAGACCGAGAAGGGCUCAGCCCAUAAGCUUUACAGACCCCGUGAUCAGCUUGUGCUGAGAGCCAACAGUCUGAAGAAAGCUCUGCGGCAGAUCAUCGAGCAGGCUGAGAGAAUGGUGGAUGAACAGAAUGCUCACACGGAGGAGCAGGAGCUUCAGUCCCCUUCUGACUUCAGGAAGGACAGUGAGGAGGAAAACAAAGACAAUGAGAAGGAAGAAGACACUAAAGAACUGGAAGCCCUGCCCUUGGCCAAGUCACCAUGCUCACCGCCGGAAAGACGUAUCAGUCGCAGCACGCAAUCCUGUGGCUCGUUUUCCAUCACACCCUUCACCACAAGCAAGGAGAACCUGCCUGUACUCAACACACGCAUCAUCUGUCCUGGACUGCGGGCAGGUCUUGCUGCCUCUAUAGCUGGAAGCUCAAUAAUCAGUAAAAUGUUGCUUGCCAACAUAGACCCAUUUGGUGCAACACCCUUCAUAGAUCCUGACCUGGAUUCAUUAGAGGGCUACUUGGAGAAGUGUGUGAUGAAUAAUUACUUUGGGAUUGGGUUAGAUGCAAAGAUCUCACUGGAGUUCAACAACAAGCGUGAGGAGCACCCAGAGAAAUGCAGAAGUCGCACAAAGAACAUGAUGUGGUAUGGCGUUCUGGGAACGAAAGAGCUUCUACAACGAACCUAUAAGAAUUUAGAGCAGAAAGUUCAGUUGGAGUGUGAUGGCCAGUACAUCCCACUCCCCAGUCUUCAGGGAAUUGCCGUGCUGAACAUCCCAAGUUAUGCCGGCGGAACCAACUUCUGGGGUGGGACCAAAGAAGAUGAUAUAUUUUGUGCCCCUUCAUUUGAUGAUAAAAUCUUGGAAGUGGUUGCUGUGUUUGGAAGUAUGCAAAUGGCCGUCUCACGAGUUAUCAAACUGCAGCAUCAUCGUAUUGCGCAGUGUCGUACAGUGAAGAUCACUAUCCUGGGAGAUGAAGGAGUGCCUGUCCAGGUGGAUGGAGAGGCCUGGAUUCAACCUCCUGGAGUCAUCAAGAUACAACACAAGAACCGGGCCCAGAUGUUAACAAGAGACAGGGCAUUUGAAAACACAUUAAAGUCUUGGGAGGAUAAACUGAAAUACGACAAGCCUCCACUGAGGCCGCAUCUGUACCCUCAGCAUUCUGUGGAUCUGGCUACAGAAGAAGAGGCCACACUAAUCCAGAUGUGCGCUCGAGCCGCUGAAGAUCUCAUAACUAGGAUCUGUGAGGCUGCCAGAAACUACCAACUCCUCGAACAGGAGCUCGCCCAUGCCGUCAAUGCCUCCUCUCACGCCAUCAACAAAACACACCCCAAGUUCCCUGAGAGCCUGACCAGAAACACUGCCAUCGAGGUGGCCAGCAAUGUGAAAGCCCUUCACAAUGAGACUGAGUCUCUGCUAGUAGGACGAGUGCCACUGCAAUUGGACCCUCCACACGAAGAGCUACUGUCCAAUGCUCUUCAGAGUGUAGAAGUUGAACUAGGCAAGCUAGCUGAGAUCCCCUGGCUCUACCACAUCCUACAGCCCAAUGACGAAGAGGACCACUCACUGGAAUAUGGAAAGAGAAACAGUCGGACUGGUAUGUUCCGCAUAGUGCCAAAGUUCAAGAAAGAGAAAGCCUCCAAGAAGUCUAGUCCACAGUCAGUUCAGAGGUGGGGUACUGAGGAGGUGGCCGCCUGGCUGGAGCAGCUCAGCUUGGGGGAGUACAAAGACACCUUCAUCCGCCACGACAUCCGCGGCUCCGAGCUUCUGCACCUGGAGCGGAGAGACCUGAAGGAUCUGGGGAUCUCGAAGGUGGGUCAUAUGAAGAGAAUUCUCCAGGGAACUAAGGAUCUGGCCAAGAAUUCGAUGGUGGACCUGUGAGAUGUGGAGAUACAUUCUGUUCGUGAGCAAAAAGGAGUUCAAUUCAAGUUCCGUGUACGAAAGUGUGUUGUGGAUAGAGGGCUUUCUGCCCUUUAGGAUAGCUUGUAGAGAAGUUUUAGAGCUGGUGUACUGGUGCCAAUACGACAAGGAUUGUGUCUGAGACGUUAGGUUGUAUACAUAGAAAAGCCAUUACUCACUUUUCACAUCAAUGUCACAAUCAGGUAUGCAAAUCUCAUUGUACAGAAACCUCUGGCCACUUUCAAAGAUAUAAAAUCAAGUAGCAGAACAGGACUUCUAUUAAAUGUUCUCUCUGAGAAUAGCAAGGCCUCUAAAUAGCUACCUGGCUCUUUGCCUUGCGGUAGAUGGCAACAAUAGGAGGGCGAUGUGAUGAGUCAGCAAUAUUCUGCUUUCAACAGCACUGUUUACAUUUUAAGGAGACUGCUUAGUAUUGCAAUGAAAUGGCAAUCAUUGUAGAAUAGUUGUGCAGUCCAGGAAAGGUCAAAAGGGGUUUUCUUCGACCGUGAUAUACUGAUGCAUGGUGUUCUUGCUAUAUUUGGAUAGCUAUUUUACUGCAUGAUCAGCGUCUUGUUUUUUAUUGUACAAACUAACACUUGAACAAGUUUUUUAUCAAUUUAUUAUGACGGUAUUUGUUACUACUGAAGAGUCCCUUUGGUCAAAGUAGACUUCUGAUUCAUUUCUAUUUAUGUCUGCAUGGAAACCUUCUGUCCAAAAACAAUGUCAUGUGCCAUAUUUAUUGUAAAAUGAGCUUUAUUGGUAAGAAAUGUUUUCAAACUCACAAUAGGACAUUAGGUAAGUCAAAAUCUUGGUGAAAUAUGUAUCAGCGUAAAUGUCCCCCGUUGUUAUAGUAAAAUGCUUUACUAGCCCAACAAACGAAAGAAAUGAUAUAGAGAUUAUAUGAUUUCUAGAAUCUAACUGGAAGUCUUGCCAUAUCCCAUCCUCAUAAGUGCUACAGGAAAAACUUUUAGAAGAUUUUCAGGACACAUUUCCGGUAACUUCCUGGAAUAGGAAUAAUACUGAUUUAGAUAGGAACAUUUAUUUAAAUGAGAAAUUCUGCAGUUGACCUGCAAAAUUGCAUAGUUGAUAUUUUGGACAGCUGAGUUCAGGAAACCAGUGUAAAUUUGAUUGGAUACUUACAAAUACAUUUGGUCGGUGGCAUUACAGGGUAUGAGACGUUUUGUUUGCUAAUAUAUGCACUGUACAGUACAGUAUAAACAAACUGUUAAUGCCAGUUAUGAUUAAAGCUUUUGUAUAAUAUAAUGCGUACAUGAUGUUAUCAGAUUACACAUUUAUUUGUGUAUAGAGCUUUGUGAAUUAUUAUUGUUAUUAAGUAUCGCCUUUACACGUUAAGUGCUGUUGUACUCUGUGGAAGGUGCAAUAUUGUAUUUAUUUUGAUACAUUUCUUCUCUAUGAAGUUUUAUUAUGUGAGGUUUUUCCAUUGAAAACUAAAAAGAUUAACUUCACAUAGUCCUCUUUUGUUUUGGUUUCGGUUUUGGAAUAAGAUGGACCUAUGAACAGAAAAACCUUGCUAUGUUCUCUCCAAAAUUCAUAAAUCUUCCAUUAAAGGGAUAGUGCACCCAAUAAAGAAAAUUCUUUCAUCAUUUACUCACCCUCAGGUUGUUGCAAACCUGUAUACAUUUCUUUGUUCUGCUGAACGCAAAGGAAGAUAUUUGCAAG